Messenger RNA from Teleopsis dalmanni, 1887 nucleotides. Its product is annotated as GATA zinc finger domain-containing protein 8. NCBI's taxonomy places the organism in Eukaryota, Metazoa, Arthropoda, Insecta, Diptera, Diopsidae. The record is from RefSeq and is a predicted model, not a curated record. The coding region runs from base 638 to 1684 and encodes 348 amino acids. The transcript has 4 exons.
GAAACUCGUAUACAUUUUUAUGUUUUACAUAUCUUUUUUCGAAAAAAAGUAACAAUAACUCACACAAUCGAAAUUGAUAGAAGAGCUCAAAAAAGAAUUAAGAAAUCUCAAACAAUAUUUAGAUUUCAGUGUAUUUGUACUUUUUCUUUGAAAUUAAACUAUUGUUCACGUUUGCGCUUGUAUGUGUGCAUAUGUGUCUUUUCCGCACAAGAAACACGCAAAAACCUACAUAUAUGCAAAGGCUGUAGCAAAGAAGUAGCAUAAAUUUCAUCCAAACAAAAGCAAAAUACGAAACAAAGAAAAUCCAAAGUAGUAAAUCACAGAGAGCAGUGCUGCGCAAGUGUCCUUCAACAGUAACUUUGUUAACAGCAACAGUUACGGCAACAGCAGCAAUAACAGCAACUAACCAGACAAAUUAUUACACCGUGAUUUUGUGUGCUUUUUUGCUGUGGAUUAUCAGAAAUUGACACCGUUUAAUUUUUGACUGUUGUUUCUGCCGCAACAAACGUUGACAACCGAAAAAUAAAAGCAAAAAUUAGAUACAUCAAUCGCGCAAACCAACACACAAACACACACACGUAGAGGGUAUUAUUUGAACAGAAAAACGAUAAAACAUUGUUUGAAAAACUCUACCGCCAUGGAUUCCUCAAAGCGAGAGCGAAUGAAUGAUUACUGGCAUAUACCGCGCGCUUCUCUAGCGUCGUCCUCGUCAUCAGGCGCCUCAUCGGCAUCUUUAUCAAAUGGCAGCAACAAAUCACAUUCGAACCCGCCUACGGUCGCAAAACGCAAAACACAUGCCAAUAAUCUUACGACAACGACGUCGUCUGCAAAUAAUGGCCAAAAACGUGAACGUUUUAUACCGAAUGGCAGAGCGCAAGGCACCAACACAAGACAAUCACGUGCAUACGAAUCAAAUACAACAUACAACACAUAUUUCGUCGGCAGUAUUAUGGAAGCAGCUCGAGGCCAAGCAAACGUCGGCACUUCCACAAAGAAACCAACAGCAACGCAUUCCAGCAGUCAUACAAGCCCCAUCACUACUGAUGCUGCAACCGCUGCAGCCGCAGUCCUAGCGGCAGCAAAGCGAGGUUCACGCUCUUCACAGGGGUCAAGUGAUAGCAAUAAUAGUACAAGAAGCGCAGCAUCUGGUUCAUUGCUAUUAACAGCAGCGAAUUUAGAACGCUUCGCAGAGAUACACAAAAAGCAACAAAAGCAAAAUAAAUUAUAUUUGGAGCAAUUGCCGCACAACAAUAUGCACAACAAUCGCAGCACCAAUCCCACUAUCAAUACUACUUACAAUGCAAAUUUGGUACACGCAAUAACAGCAGCACAGCAUCAGCAGAACAACAGCAGACAUAGUAGCAUACAACAACAUAAAACACAUAAUUACAAUAAUUACGGUUAUAGCAACCACAACGACAACGACGACGCUAUUAUUGAAAUUGAUCCCAAUUUGGAUUUCAUCAAAACCAAAGAACUUGACACUGUCUCCAUAGCGAGCUCAAUGCACUUUACAAUGGUCAACGGCGAGGGCAACGCCGCAAAGAAACCGAAGCGCGGCCUUUGCGAUCGUGGUCGUCAAGUGACAGUAUUGAUUAUCAGCAUGAGUACAGUAUUUAUGUUACUUAUCAUGGGCAUGGUUUAUGCACUUGAAAUGCGGGCACGCGUCAUGCCUCACAGUUAACAAAUACAACAGCAUAAACAAUGAAGAAGGCUUGGAAAAGGCUUUACUCGCAAUCACAACCUCAAAAAGGUUUCGUUGUGAAGUUGCGGUAAAAGUGAAGUUGCCAAACGGAACAGCUAUAUAGAGUGGCGGCUUAGCAUCCGAAUCAAAAUAUUUUAUUUAUUAAUAUAGUUAAUAGUUAAUCGUAUUUUAUUUAUUUAAAC